This is a messenger RNA of Oncorhynchus mykiss (rainbow trout), 8527 nucleotides long. The record is from RefSeq and is a predicted model, not a curated record. NCBI's taxonomy places the organism in Eukaryota, Metazoa, Chordata, Actinopteri, Salmoniformes, Salmonidae.
ACCGUGUCAGUAGUGACGGCCCUGUGUCCCCUCCUCUCUCUCUCUCUCUGCGCACAAUCUGCACAGAUCCCAGGCUUUUUAAACACAUGGCCCCGGACUUUGCCACGACAUCCCAAAGUCAAAGUCUAUCCAUGUGUUCUACAACUCACCGACUGAACGGCAAAAGUUCUGUUCUUCACAACUAUGCCCUCUAGCUUUCCGAAGCAUCUCUAAACGGCAAAAUGAAAACAUGUUAAUAGUAUAAUGCUUUCGUCUGAAUACGGGAAAUCGAGGUAGAUGAUAGUAAAGAAGAGAUUAGCGUGAAAACAGAGAAUAAUACAAUGUCAUUCUGAAGGUAUGGAGCUCCAUAAUUACAUAGGACAUUUCUAUGUUUAAAAAACGUUAAAAAAAAGAAAAGGAAAAGUUUGGGAGAGUUUGAGGCAAAGUAUGGCGCGAGAGAAGAUUGGAGAAACCGAAGUGGUGAACGUGAAGAAACAGAGGAAAAAGACCAAGAAAGAGCACAAAACACGGACUGUUCAUUCUAACAUUUUAUAUGAUCGAACCAAAGGCGAGGACAACCCAAAUAGACACUAUUCAGACAAUGAGAUUAAAACCACAAAAUAUACUCUUCUCUCUUUUCUGCCGAAGAAUCUGUUCGAGCAGUUCCAUAGGUUUGCCAACGUAUACUUCGUGUUCAUCGCCCUGCUGAAUUUUGUUCCAGUUUGUAAUGCUUUCCAACCACAGCUGGCCCUGGCACCAGUGGUCUUCAUCUUGUCUGUCACUGCCAUCAAAGACCUUUGGGAGGAUUACAGAAGACACAGAUCCGAUAAAGAAAUCAACCACAUGGAUUGUUUGGUCUAUAGCAGGCCAGAGCACCAGUACAUGGAGCGGUUCUGGAAGGAGGCGCGUGUUGGGGAUUUCAUUAGACUGCGCUGUAAUGAGAUCCUGCCUGCAGAUGUUCUACUGCUCAGUUCCAGCGACCCGGACCGCCUGGUCCACAUCGAGACAGCUACCCUGGAUGGAGAGACCAACCUCAAACAGAGACGGGUUGUCUGCAGCUUCCUAGACCUGGAUUGUGAUUUUGACCCGUCCAAAUACAACAGCGUCAUAGAAUGUGAGAAGCCUAACAAUGACCUGGCCAGGUUCCGUGGCUACAUUACCCAUCGCAGUGGAAGGAGAGAUGGCCUGUACAAAGACAACUUGCUGCUGAGGGGCUGUACCAUCCGCAAUACAGAGGAGUGUGUGGGGAUCGUCAUCUACGCAGGUCACGAGACUAAAGCCAUGCUGAACAACAACGGCCCUCGCUACAAACGCAGUAAACUGGAGAAACAGAUGAACGUGGACGUGGGCUGGUGCGUCAUCAUCCUAUUGGUCAUGUGCCUGCUCUCUGCUAUCGGUCAUGGCUUGUGGAUGUAUCAGUACGGAGAUAAGAGACCCGUGUUUGAUGUCCUUAGUCCUGAAGGAGCCGAGCUGUCACCUGUCCUGUCUGCCGUCUAUCUCUUCCUCACCAUGAUCAUCGUCUUUCAGGUCCUGAUCCCCGUCUCGCUGUUCGUGUCCAUAGAGAUUGUGAAGAUCUGUCAGGUGUAUUUCAUCCAUCAGGACCAAGACCUGUACGAUGAGGAGACUGACUCUCAUCUGCAGUGUAGAGCUCUGAACAUCACCGAAGACCUUGGGCAGAUGCAGUACAUCUUCUCUGACAAGACCGGAACACUCACAGAGAACAAGAUGGUGUUCAGGAGAUGUACGGUGGCCGGGGUGGAGUAUAGUCACGAUGCCAACGCGAGGCGUCUGGCCAUGUACCAGGACCUGGUGGACUCAGAGGAGGAGGACUGUACGUCCCACAGUGGCACCUUGCCCAGACGGGACAGCGUCACCAGCAACCAGAGUGCUGCCAAGGUGGUGCUGCGCUCCCAGAGCACCAAGUCCCACCGCAGGACUGGCAGCCGGGCCGAAGCCAAGAGGGCCAGCAUCCUGUCCAAACACACUGCAUUCAGCAGCCCCAUGGAGAAGGACAUCACCCCUGACCCUCAGCUCCUGGAGAAAGUCAACCACUGCAGCAGCCAGAUGACCUUCAAGAGGUUCCACAGCCAGUCCCUCUCUCAGCUGCCCUCUGACCUCACGGACAUCAUCGACUUCUUCAUCGCCCUCACCAUCUGUAACACAGUGGUGGUGUCAUCACCCAAUCAGCCACGGCAGAAGGUGCGGAUGAGGUUUGGGCUGAAGUCCCCAGUGAAGACUAUCGAGGACUUCAUCAAGCGCUUUACCUCUAGCCGUCUCACCUCCAACUCCAACAGUAGCAGCUCUUCCAGCCUCAACCGCUCCUCCCACCGUGAAUGUUCCAGUGUCCUCUCCUCCCCCUCAGCCGAGAGCACCCUGACUAAAUUAGAUGAGGAGCAUCACCUUGGAGGUUCGGUGGGUUUGGAACAUGCCUUCUCCCCCGUCCCUCCUCACACUACCGAGGGAGAGCCCGGGGCCCUAGAGGAAGGAGAGCUCCGCUACGAGGCAGAGUCACCUGACGAGGCUGCCCUGGUGUAUGCGGCGCGUGCCUACAAGUGUUCUCUGGUUGGCCGGCUACCUGAUCAGGUGACGGUGGAGCUACCUGACCUGGGGAAGCUAAGCUUUGAGCUGCUCCACACUCUGGGGUUUGACUCCACCAGAAAGAGGAUGUCUGUGGUGGUGAGACACCCGCUAACAGAUCAGAUCACCGUCUACACUAAAGGAGCUGACUCUGUCAUCAUGGACCUCAUCACACUGCCAUCUACAGAUGAUUCCAAAGGGAAACGCCAAAGAAAGAUCCUAUACAAGACCCAGAAUUACCUGAACCUCUAUGCUGCUGAUGGUCUUCGUACUCUCUGCAUCGCAAAAAAGGUUAUGACUAAGGAGGAGUAUGCUGUCUGGUUGCGACAUCAUCUGGAGGCAGAGACGGCCAUACAGGGAAGAGAAGAGCUGCUGUUUCAGUCUGCUCUGAGACUGGAGAUUAACCUGCAUCUAUUAGGAGCAACGGGUGUAGAGGACCGUCUACAAGAUGGUGUCCCAGAGACCAUUGCGUCGCUGCGGAAGGCAGGGCUCCAGAUCUGGGUUCUGACGGGGGACAAACAGGAGACAGCCAUCAACAUCGCCUAUGCUUGCAAGCUGCUGGAACCUGACGACGAGAUCAUCACACUCAACGCUGACUCUCAGGAGGCGAUGGCAGUCCUUCUAGAGGAGAGUCUACACUACAUCCAGGCUAAGUUCCUGUCCUCGGAUCCUUCCAGAUCCUUUCAGAAAGACUACGCUCCAGCCUACUCCUUCCCCCCUCCUCCUCCUCCCUCCCCCUCCUCCUCCCAGACCCAGUCCUUCCUGGUGCACCGGCUGGGUUUGGUGAUUGACGGGCGGACGCUGGCCUACGCGCUGGACAGCAGCCUAGAUGAGAAGUUCCUGGCGGUGGCGAGGAGCUGUCGGUCAGUCCUCUGCUGUCGCUCCACACCACUGCAGAAGAGUAUGGUGGUUAAACUGGUCCGGAACAAACUGAAGGUCAUGACACUGGCCAUAGGUGAUGGGGCUAAUGAUGUCAGCAUGAUUCAGGUGGCUGAUGUGGGCGUCGGCAUCUCAGGACAGGAGGGCAUGCAGGCUGUGAUGGCUAGUGACUUUGCCCUACCGCGUUUCCGGAACCUUCAGAAGCUCCUGCUGGUCCAUGGUCACUGGUGUUACUCCAGACUGGCCAACAUGAUACUGUACUUCUUCUACAAGAACGCUAUGUUCGUAGCGCUGAUCUUCUGGUACCAGUUCUACUGUGGUUUCUCUGGGUCAGCCAUGAUAGACCAGUGGUAUCUGAUCUUCUUCAACCUCAUGUUCUCUGCCUUCCCUCAACUCAUCACCGGUACCCUGGAUAAAGAUGUAUCCUCAGAGACCCUCCAAGAACUGCCUCAGCUCUACAUGAACGGACAGAACUCAGAGGAAUACAAGCCAUAUAUGUUCUGGAUGACCAUGAUAGAUGCCUUCUACCAAAGCCUGGUGUGCUUCUUUAUACCCUACUGUGCCUAUGCUGACUCUGAUGUGGACUUGUUGACCUGGGGAACCCCCAUCACCACCUUGGCUCUGUUUACUAUACUGAUACACCUGGGCUUGGAGACCAAGACCUGGACGUGGAUGAACUGGGUGUCCAUCACCUUCAGUGUGGGUCUGUUCUUUACUGUGGCUCUGUGUUACAACGCUUCCUGUCCCACAUGCUACUCCCCCUCCAACCCUUACUGGACCAUGCAGAGACUGCUGGGGGAACCGGUCUUCUACCUGCUCUGUGUCAUCACUCCUGUAGCCGCCCUGCUGCCCAGAUACUUCUACAGGGCGUGUCAGAGCUCUCUGUUCCCCACUCCAGUCCAGGUCGGCAGGCAGCUGGACAAACUGCCCAGUGACACCCGUAGAAACAUCCUCAGUCUCAGCCGAGUCCAGGCCGGGUCACUUCUGCAUCUCAGACCGCCCUUCCUGUCUUCACUUUCCUUCACUGGACCCUUGACUAAAGACUGCAGCCACAGGGCCACUUCCACACAGAACCAGUACAGCUUCACCAGGGGCCCGGCCAAGAGUCCUGAGGGCCGUCUGGACCUGUCCUUACGGGGGGAUGAGGCUGGGAAGGAUCAGGGGAAGGGCUGGGGCUCUGGCAGUCCUGGAGACAGUCAGAGGAGGCUUGAAGAUGAUGAUCAGUACACACUGGCCUCCACAGAGACUGAUACUCUGCCGUAUACCAAAGCCAAAGAAGCUCCUCGGCCUGAGGCAGGGUUUAUGGCUGGAGCAGGGGCCGGGAGUAUGGCUGGAGCAGGGGCUGGGAGUAUGGCUGGAACAGGGGCUGGGAGUAUGGCUGGAACAGGGGCUGGGAGUAUGGCUGGAACAGGGGCUGGGAGUAUGGCUGGAACAGGGGCUGGGAGUAUGGCUGGAGCAGGGGCUAGGAGUAUGGCUGGAGCUGGGAGUAUGGCUGGAGCAGGGGCUGGGAGUAUGGCUGGAACAGGGGCUGGGAGUAUGGCUGGAACAGGGGCUGGGAGUAUGGCUGGAACAGGGCCUGGGAGUAUGGCUGGAACAAGGGCUGGGAGUAUGGCUGGAGCAGGGGCUAGGAGUAUGGCUGGAACAGGGCCUGGGAGUAUGGCUGGAACAGGGGACGGGCCUGAUUACCUUCAGGCUCCUCUCACCCAGGACAAUGACUGUCAGGACAUUACUCUUCUUGAUCCCUCGGACCUAAAUCUGUCCAGCUUUAUCACCUCCACACCCCUUCUGACCACAACCCAGUCAGAGACCAUCCAACUGACUCUGCCCCCUGCUGGUGGUUCCCAGUCUGCAGCCUACAGACGGAACUAUGAGAACCAUGACACUACGCCACACAGACCACCUGACCACAGGCUCCUCCCUCCUACAGACAGACCAGAACACCCCCAGGCCACGCCUACCUGUCCUAAAGAAAACGUGUGGCUCCAAACCACCUCUCUAUGAUGUAUUAUAGCCUUAAUAUCUAUGUAUUGUUCUUCUCAGAUUUACAUGAUAGCUCUAUUGAAUUCUAUUUUUCAAGAGGAUUUAUUUUAUCAAAGUUAUUAUCAUCAUUAUUCAUGUACAUUUAGAUGUUUUAUGUUAUAGGUCCAAUAGCAGCCGCUUUCAUCUCCAUAUCAAAUCAUUUCUGGGUAACAAUUAACUACCGUAACUGAUUGUUUUCAAUUAAAAGGGUCAAAAAGAAACAUAUCAAUUUCUCAAGCAAGAAUUUAGCUAGGACUGUCUGGGAGUGGUUUGAGUGGGGAGGGGAAUACUAGAACUCUUUCUUAUUGGUCUGUUAACUCAUUUACCGCAUGGUGAUGUCACCAGGCAGGUCAAAACGACAUCCCACCAAACAGGCUGAAAUUUGAGGCGGUCUUUUCAAACAGCUUUUACACUAAAAGGGCAUUAUUAUGAUUUUCACAAUUUCACAGUAUUAUUCCAAUAUCAUAGUAUGGAAAUAUACACUCACUGGACAGUUUAUUGGGUACACCCAUUUAGUACCGAGUCGGACCCCCCUUUGCCUCCAGAACUUUGUGUCUUUGUGGGCAUGGAUUCUAAAAGAUGUUGGAAACAUUCCACAGGGAUGUUGGCCCAUGCUGAGAUGAUGGCAUCGCAUAGUUGCUGCUGAUUGGACAACGGUACGUUCAUGCUGCCAGCGGCCUGCUCCUUCUCAUCCCAAAGGUACUCUAUUGGGUUUGGACAGCAACAAUGUUCACAUGCUGUGGCCUUCAAUCCUUGCUCAAUUGGUAUCAAGGGACCUAAAUGUGUGCAAGCAAAACAUUCCCAACAGCGCCAUCUUGUACCAUUGAGACCAGGCAGGAUGCUGACUCUGCCAUGAGCAUGACGCUACAGAAAUCGUGUUUCGACGGACCAGGCGAUGUUUCCACUCCUCAAAUUGUCCAGUGUUGUUGCCCACUGGAACCUCUUCUUCUUGUUUUUAUCUGAUGGGAGUAGAACCCGGUGUUGCAAUAGAACCAUCCGUGACAAAGGCCGACGAGUUGUGCGUUUCCGAGAUGCUGUUCUGCACACCACUGUUGUACUGUGUCGUUAAUGGUCUGUUUGUGGCCCGCCUGUUAGCUUGCACGGUUCUUCUUCGACCUCUCAUCAACGAGCUGUUUUCACCCACAGGACUGUCGCUGACUGGAUGUUUUUGUUAGUCGCACCAUUCUUGGUAAACCCUAGACACUGUCAUGUGUGAAAAGCCCAGGAGGGCAGCCGUUUCUGACAUACUGGAUCCGGCGUUGUGAUCCACUUUUGUGAACAUGGUGUUGUACCUAUUAAACUGGCUGGUAAAACACAGGGAAAUCACGUUUUUGACUGCACUGGGCCUUUAUAUAAAAAUACAAAACAUUCAGAGUAGAGUUUAUACAACUGGAUUUUCUGUGUGUAUUAUCAUUUUGGGAAGAAAGCUGUCCGUUAUGUGAAUACUGGAAGGGUUUGUUUGAAACCAGAGAGCAAGACCACACAGGCUUUCUGUUAUCAGUGUGUUUGGAAUGAUUUCUUGUCUCUGAUAGGAAGGGAAGCACAGAGCUGCUGUUCUGCUUCGUAUCCAUCCCCUCAGCCUGGUAACCUAUUGACUGUGUACCAAAGUGCCGUUGCUCUUCAAUCUUGUUAAUAAGAAUAAUUAGCUGGGGGUUUAUUUCUUCUAUUUCACACAUGUACAAGACUGUAUUAUUACACAUGUGAAUUGGAAAUGUAUUUUUUUGCACAUCCCCCUGAGACACAUCCUCAGAGUGUGGUCAAGGCCUGGGAUAUUAGCCAUUAAUGAUGGUGACCCUGGACAACUCCCCGUGAGACACAGCCUCAGAGUGUGGUCAAGGCCUGGGAUAUCAGCCAUUAAUGAUGGAGACCCUGGACAACUCCUCCUGAGACACAGCCUCAGAGUGUGGUCAAGGCCUGGGAUAUCAGCCAUUAAUGAUGGCGACCCUGGACAACUCUGGACAACAAUUCGAGCCAGCGACCUUUCGGUUACUGGCUCAACACGCUUAACCGCUUAGGUUCCUGCCUUUCAGUGUUCCUCCUUAAUGUACUGUGAGCAGGACUUGAUGCAGGGCUUGAUGCAGGGCUUGAUGCAGGGCUUGAUGCAGGGCUUGAUGCAGCCAAUGCUACCUGCUUGUUUAGAAGUCUGCUUUUCAGAAGCAAUGUGCCUUUAACAGUAUGCUUGAAAAUAAAUCAACGUGACUCUGGAUGAAAACAUAAUGAUGUUUGUUUCCAACAUUAGGGCUGUUUUCCUAAAGAAGUUAGAUUUAGUUUCGUUGUUUUGCUUCCUUGCUUGUGUCUUCCCGGGCCCUAUGAGUUACCUGUUAUUGUGUCCCAAAUGGCACCCUAUUCUCUGUAUAGUGACCUAUAUUUGACCAGGACUCAUUGGGAAUAGGGUACCAUUGAGAACUAAAAGUUACUUAGUUAGCGCUAUUGAGAUUAUCGCUGCGGUAGUUUUCCUACUUUAACCUCAAUGUAAUCCACUGUCACAUUCCAAUAUGCAGAGAACUCUGUAACAAGUCAUAAAAUACACCAAGAAGUGGAUUUAAAACUAUUUUUGAAUGAUGUUUUCCUUUUCACAGUUGAUGUAAAAUGGGUAAUUCUGUAUGACAUUCUUACAACAACAACAAAAAUGUUCCUAUGCUCUUUGUCUUGUUGUAGAAUAUUGACAUGGAAGAGUUAAUUGCAACCAUACCAAAGCCAAAUCUUUUGUUACUCAACGUUAUUAUAUUAUUAAGUUUAGAUGAAGUUAAACCAUCUCAAAAGUGUUGUCAGUGUCCAUAUUGUGAUGCUCUCUUUAAGCCAAAUACACACAAAGGAAGUGCUUGUUCCUGAAUUGCAGGGACGUUUUAAGCAGUCUAUGGUUUUCUUGAUGUUUUUAAAACGACUGUUUGCUGCCUUUGUCUUUUCAUAAAUCAGACCAGCCUUUUAUCAAAUGUUCCUUUAUGUGCCAGGAAGUGUGCCUUAACACUGGAUUAAUUAAAUAUAUUUCUUCAUACAUGUUCAUCAUAUUGUUCAGUUAAUUGAGAAGGAUAACAAAUAAAUGAAUCGUUUUUCUUAAUGUUUUUUAAACAGA